Molecule: messenger RNA, 1200 nt
Organism: Tupaia belangeri chinensis (Chinese tree shrew)
Lineage: Eukaryota; Metazoa; Chordata; Mammalia; Scandentia; Tupaiidae
Gene: CABLES1
Product: Cdk5 and Abl enzyme substrate 1
Biological process (GO): nervous system development; regulation of cell cycle
Cellular component (GO): cytosol
Source: RefSeq, a predicted model, not a curated record
UUCGCCGCCUGUGCUCAGCCGCAGCUGUCUGACGGGCACCGAGGCGCCGGGCAGGAGGAGUUGGAGGAGGACGAUGCCUUUACCAGUGUACACGUGCCGGCGGCCGCCUUCUUGGGCUCCGGGACCCCCGGGGGCGGGGGUGGCAGUCGGGGCCGCCUCAACUCGUUCACUCAGGGAAUCCUGCCCAUCGCUUUCUCCAGGCAGACUUCACAGAACUACUGCCCCCUGGAGCAACCGGGCCCGGGCGGCAGCACCAGCGCCUUGGAGCAGCUGCAGAGGUCCCGACGUCGCCUCAUCUCUCAGAGAUCAUCCUUGGAGACCCUGGAAGAUAUUGAGGAGAACGCCCCUCUCCGGAGAUGUCGAACUCUCUCAGGUUCGCCCAGACCAAAGAAUUUUAAGAAGAUUCAUUUUAUCAAGAACAUGCGGCAACAUGAUACCAGGAACGGCAGAAUAGUCCUUAUCAGUGGCAGAAGAUCCUUCUGUAGUAUAUUUUCAGUGCUGCCGUAUCGCGACAGUACCCAAGUCGGGGAUUUGAAGUUGGAUGGAGGGAGACAAUCAACAGGCGCCAUGAGCUUGAAAGAGAUCAUUGGUCUCGAAGGUGUGGAGCUGGGUGCUGAUGGGAAGACUGUGUCUUAUACUCAAUUUCUGUUACCCACAAAUGCCUUUGGAGCCCGGAGAAAUACCAUAGACUCCACCUCCUCCUUCUCCCAGUUCCGUAACCUGAGUCACCGUAGCCUCUCCAUAGGCCGAGGGAGCAGCACUCAGGGGAGCCUCGAUGCAGGUAGCGACCUGGGAGACUUUAUGGACUACGACCCAAAUCUCUUGGAUGACCCCCAGUGGCCUUGUGGCAAGCACAAACGAGUUCUGAUCUUCCCUUCAUACAUGACCACAGUGAUUGACUACGUGAAGCCCUCAGAUCUCAAGAAGGACAUGAAUGAGACCUUCAAGGAGAAGUUUCCUCACAUUAAGUUAACACUCAGCAAGAUAAGGAGUCUGAAGCGAGAGAUGCGCAAGCUGGCUCAGGAGGACUGUGGCUUCGAGGAGCCCACAGUGGCCAUGGCCUUCGUCUACUUCGAGAAGCUCGCCCUCAAGGGAAAGCUAAACAAACAGAACCGGAAGCUCUGCGCUGGAGCUUGUGUGCUGUUAGCAGCCAAAAUUGGAAGUGACCUCAAAAAACAUGAAGUCAAACAUUUAAUUGAU